AGUAUACUUUUAAUUAACUAAUAACGAGAAUCAGUUUCAUUAUUAUUUACUAUAUGCUUUUGAGAUUUGUUUAAUUGAGUAAAGUGUCUGUGUAAAGUGAAUAAUUGUAUCUUACUUCUUUGUGUGCUCCUUAUACAGAGGUGUGUGAGUUGUUUUGUUAAAUUAAAUUUCUUAGUAUAUGGCAAAUUUCUGUCUUCAAAUGCGCUGUUAUCAUGACGAGUAAUCGAUGAUCCGGAAGAUUCUACUUUCUGUACAAAAGAAAGAAUGUGAUCGACAGAUUUCACACAAAAUAAAAACAAUGUGAGGAUAAAGCUCUAACUUAAUGCAAAAUGUCAUAGAAAAAAAGGUUCAAGCCUUAAAAAAAAAAGCGAUGGCAGCAGCACAGUCUUGGACUUGUUUGAUAUCGGUGUGGAUUAUUGCUGAUACAACUGGGAAAACUCCAGAUGUCCAGGUAACCUGCAUGUUCUCAGAAGAUUGUGUCCUACCAUGUGUCUUUGAAGCAGUUGGAGAUGAGAUCAUAUACUGGUUCAGACAGAAUGUCCUGAUCCACAGUUAUAAACAGGGAAGCGAUCUGUUAGAUCAGCCUGAUCAACACUACAACAACAGGACGUCACUAUUCACUGAAGUGAUUUCCUCUGGUAAUGCAUCGGUUCAUAUCCAGAAGAGCGGCCCACAGGACAGGGGGAAGUACAGGUGUCUUGUCACCAGCAGUCGAAAAACCAGUGAGCAAUUCAUCAUAGUCAAGGUAGAAGCCCCUAUCCACUCAGUGAGCCUCGAGACGACACGUCUCAGUGGUUUCGAGGAAGUCAUAUGCUCCACCCGAGACGUCUACCCAGCUCCCCGUGUAACUUUGUUCACAGAGCCAGCCGUUCUGCCUGACGCCCUCCAACCCUUCACACGCAAAACGGCCGACAAACAAGACCGGUACUCGGUGGAGAGCAAGAUCAGGAAGCUGGAAGAUCUGACCUACAUCUGCCUCGUCCAAUCAUUCUACAGGUCUCAGACAUGGAGGACAUCACUGCAGGAGAAAGAAAUAUCUAGCAUCAAAGGUCAGGACUUUAACAUAUCUUGCGCGGCUCCAUGGAACUUGCAGAACUUCACACUGACAUGGUCCUUCACCAAAGGACACGAGUCCUCAACCGUCUACACCUAUGACAGCCUCACACAGCUGAGCUCCAGCGUCUGGAAGGAGAGGGUGCGACUGGUGACCCCCAGGGGUCAGGGUGGGGACGGGUCACUGCAGUUACUCAUCCCGCUGAGACUGGAGCACGCUGGGCUCUACACCUGCAUACUCUCUGCUCUCCGGACCAAGCAUGAGGUCCGUACUAGGGUCAACAUCAUACUGUCGACUGCUAAAAGACAGUCCGAGAACUCCACCCAGUGGUGGAUUCCCGCUACUGUCAUCACAGGCCUUGCAGUAGAGGCCUGCAUUUCAGCCCGAGCCCGACGGGCCCCGACUUAUUUACGCUUCUAG
Messenger RNA from Rhinichthys klamathensis goyatoka, 1474 nucleotides. RefSeq names its product HERV-H LTR-associating 2b, tandem duplicate 1 (gene hhla2b.1). The coding region runs from base 323 to 1474 and encodes 383 amino acids. Gene Ontology annotation, cellular component: external side of plasma membrane. The transcript is spliced from 6 exons. The record is from RefSeq and is a predicted model, not a curated record. NCBI's taxonomy places the organism in Eukaryota, Metazoa, Chordata, Actinopteri, Cypriniformes, Leuciscidae. Gene Ontology annotation, biological process: T cell costimulation; cellular response to lipopolysaccharide; positive regulation of T cell proliferation.